AGAAUUUACGUCAGUCUACGAAACGAACGUCCACGAGAAUGGUGUGUGUCGCUCUUGCGCACUAGUGGUGCUUAGUGAGUGAGUGAUCGGUUCAACCCCCCUCUUGUUUUUGGGGGCCGUGAAAUAUUAUAUUAUUCAUAUCAGUGGAUUUACGAUGAGAAAGUGAGUGUCCUACGCCGGGUUUUACGCACGGACUGAUGGAUGUGUGAAUUUAAUUUGGGAUCUUUGCUAUGUUAAGUGCAGCUGGCGAAGAUGCUGAAACACGUCGCCUACCGUUCGACCUCAUCCUUGGGCAGGGCGUCGACCGACAUGACCUGCCGGAGUUCGAGUAUGAGCCCGGAUACCAUGAGCCUCAAGGGCGACCUGCCCUCGCCGGAUCUCUCCCUCAAACGCCCCUCCGUCAUAUCCCAGGACGCCAUGUCUCUGAAUAACGACCCCAUGGCGGACAACAUCUCUCUCAAGGGGGACAUGUCUCUCAAGAACUUCUCCCACGACACAGUCAGCCUCCACUCCACCAUCAGCUUCACGUCGCUGGCUACUGGGAGGUUGUCCUCCAGGUGCUCCUCCACGGCUUCCCUCAACGAACAGCAAACGACGCCCGUGAAGGUCUACCUCCGAUCCCUGAGACCCGACUUCGAGUACAAGACGAUGAAGCUAUCGACGGCCACCACCUGUAGACAGCUCAUCGUCAUGCUGCUGACGAAGUUCCGUCUCAAACACCGCGACCCCAACCUCUUCUUCGUGACGAUGGAAGUCACCGUCAGGGCGUCCGGGGGCGGCGCCCCCACCAGGCGGCUCUUGGUCCUGGACGACCAGGCCAGGCCCGCCGAACUGCAGCAGUGUCGGCCCAGGGGAGACGCCCGGUUCAGUAUCGGGGUCCGAAGGGGGGGUCUCCUCAGGAUACACGACUCCAUACUUAUGUCCGGGUCCCAGUACAAGUCACUCUUGGUCUCGUAUCGCACGACGGCCGAGGAGUUGGUGCAGCUCCUCCUGAACUGUUACGGCAACAAGGAGAACCCCAUGCACUACUCCGUUCACGAAGUCAACAAGAAUCCUUACACGGACCGGCCCCUACGUCCGGAUGAGUGUCCGCUGAGCGUGCAGAGCGAGUGGCCCAGAGCCACCCGCCAGAAUUAUGCCUUCGUCCUGCGUCGGAAUGUGUCCUACGCCCUCAGUCUCAAGUCGAGGGUCUCCUGGCGACGAAGUCUCGACCAGUCGAGCACCGACACCGAGUCUGAACACGAGGACCACAACACAACCAUCACUAGUCUGCUGUCGAGCUCGAGCGUGUCUUCGGCCUUGAGCAUAUCGUCUGAAGGCAGCUUGUCCUCCAACGGGUCGUCGUCCUCUUCGGGAGUUUCGUCGACCUGUUCCUCGGCGCUGGCCUCCCCAGUGGCCUCGCCCAUCAAAAAGCCCUCCCAAGUGAGCCCUAUUGCUUCGGAGGUCCCUUCCUCGAGAACGGCAUUAACCUCCAAGCCCCCAGCACCGCCGCCGGCGUCCGCCAUCUCCCACAGCAAACUUAUCUCCUCAAGUCAUUCAACCCCGACCUCUGCCCCUACCCCAGUGCCAAGAACAAUACUUAACACAUCGACGCCGAGCGGCUCGGUGAGUGCCAAGCCUGUAGCGGCACUCGUGAGUACUGAGAGCCAUACUGUCCCUUCUUCCCCUCCAGGGGUAUCAUCUUCAUCAAGUUGCAACGGCGCCGCCAUAACGACCGUCACGACUUCUACCCCUAAAUCCUCCUCCAUCUCCUCCUCCUCCUCCUCCUCCUCGUGUUCCCUUCUGAGUGCCAAGGCUUCCUCUUCCACUUCUUCAUCUCCAGCCACAACGAAUUCUGUGUCACCGAGAGAGGCUCAAGUGCCGCCCGUGGCUGAUGGCACUGUUGGCGCUGCCCUUCCUACGUCUACUCCUCCUCCUCCUCCUCCUCCCUCUCCUCCCCCUCCGCCAGUACCGAUGAGGAGGACCUCUUGUUGCCCGAACUACGAAAAUUGCUUCUACAUCUGAGUUUGAUCUUCGCAGACUGAUGCAUGAUACCAAAGAUUAGGUCAAACCUCGGAGUAGCAGUCAUAUUCCUACAAUCGCGUAUACAAUACCAGUGAGUGGCAAACGUUAACGUGUAAGAAAGAAGAGAGUAUAAUACUUACAAAAAGAUAUAUAUGGAUUAUGUAGGCGUAGAGAAUAGUAUAUACACAUCUGAUACUCAUUUACCUAUAACUCGUAGAAAGCGGCGGCCUUCAUUUAGAGAAUGCAUCUAGUAUAAAGGAAAAGUUUCAGAUCAUUCUUUGGUGCUCUUAGUCGGCUUGUGAUUGUGAAUGAAGAGAGGUAGAGAGAGAGAGAGAGGAAAAAAGUUGCGUUGCGUCAAAAAUAUGAGAGAGGAGAUAGAAAAUUGAACGCGAUGGGAAAGGUCAUUGCUGAGGUCACAACGGGGCCAGGCACUUGAGGGCACCCGACGAACAAUAUGUGACCCUGAACUUGGAGGAAGAAGAAGAAGAAGAAGAAGAAAGAGGAAGGUGGAACUGUUCUCCAGCGGCUAUGCUUCCCACCGAGUUCGACUCGAGUGGCGUUACCGUGUUGGAAAGAAAGGCGCGCACGCACCCUUGGCGCCACCGUGCCCUUCCGCCUAGGAUAUAUACCCCCUGAGGGCGAAGGAAGAGAAGAUGGAUAUAAAUAGCCCCCUGAGGUCAAUGGCUUUGAAGGUUUUGUGUGCUGUCGUGAGGCCUCGACCUGAUGAUACUCGAGCCUGUUUUCGUCCUCCGAGUGGGACAUGGGAGAUGAUGAUGAUGCCCCGAGAUGCUGCUGCUUCAAGAUGAAGAUGGUGAAAGGAAGACUUUAUCUUAUAUAAAUACGAUAGAGUUUCCGUCUCUUUGUGCUUUUUUUUUUGUUGGUGUCAACGUCUCUGUCUCUUUAGCAACUUGACCUCUCUCUCUCUCUCUCUCUCUCUCUCUCUCUCUCUCUCUCUCUCUUUCUUUCUCUCUCUCU
This is a messenger RNA of Macrobrachium nipponense, 2979 nucleotides long. Its product is annotated as polycomb protein Pcl-like. The record is from RefSeq and is a predicted model, not a curated record. Bases 253 to 2004 code for a protein of 583 amino acids. Gene Ontology annotation, biological process: positive regulation of epidermal growth factor receptor signaling pathway; signal transduction; positive regulation of fibroblast growth factor receptor signaling pathway. The transcript has 6 exons. NCBI's taxonomy places the organism in Eukaryota, Metazoa, Arthropoda, Malacostraca, Decapoda, Palaemonidae.